This is a messenger RNA of Trichomonas vaginalis G3, 1860 nucleotides long. Its product is annotated as nuclear-transcribed mRNA catabolic process, nonsense-mediated decay. Bases 1 to 1860 code for a protein of 619 amino acids. Gene Ontology annotation, biological process: nuclear-transcribed mRNA catabolic process, nonsense-mediated decay. Gene Ontology annotation, molecular function: RNA helicase activity; ATP hydrolysis activity. The transcript has a single exon. Gene Ontology annotation, cellular component: cytoplasm. The record is from RefSeq and is a predicted model, not a curated record. Lineage: Eukaryota; Parabasalia; Trichomonadida; Trichomonadidae.
AUGAAUGAUUUCGUCGAAAUUGAACACAAAGAAAACGAAGCUUUGGAGCAUGCACAAAGUUUCGGCGGUAUUUACCCAAUUUGGAAAGAUAAUCAGCACUGCACCAUUAAGGCCGUACCAGGACUUUAUCGUAAUGUCAGCCUUGGCUCAACAGUCAAGCUCAUUCAAAAUUUAGACGGAAAUGAGGUUACUGAGACAGCCAAAGUCGUCCAGCGCAACAAGAACAUGACAAUUGAGAUCAAAUUCGGAAUUCCAUCUACUUUCUUCGAAACUCCAAAUCCAUUAACGAUUAUGAACGUUUUUAAUUCACUCGUUUACGAUCGCCAGAAGGCGGCCCUUGCUGCAUUCGAUACAGAGAGGAAGCCGAUGGACAAUUUCAUUGCAGAAUGCAUACUUGGAAAGCCAGAUAAUUUCCAAGUCCGCAAUAAGAUCAAAGACUCACAUCCAGUGAUCCCAGAACUCCCACCAGCCUAUUUCAAGAAGCUUAACCCAUCCCAGGAGACCGCCAUCAAGUUCAUUCUCUCACAUCGUUUCACAUUAUUACAAGGACCACCAGGAACAGGCAAGACAACGACCAUUGCCGCUCUUGCUCUCAGUUUCGUCAAGAAUGGAAUCUCCCCUGUCCUCGUCUGCGCUCAAUCCAACGUUGCAACAGAUUUCGCAACAUUAAGAGUCGCUCAGACAGGCGUUAAGGUCGCCCGUGUCCUCUCGAGCAACAGAGAAGAAGUUGCAGGCGACGUUGACAGGUAUACAACUAAGAAUCUCGCACGUACAAUGUUCGGAGAAGAAUUUACCAAACUUGAGAACGACAAAGACGAAGCUUCCCGCAAAUCCAUCACCCGUAUGGAUAGUGAUGUCGUUCGCCAGUCCGAAGUUGUCUGUACGACCUGCGUAAGUGCCGGUGGUGCAAGAUUAGGCCGCAUUAAAUUCCAAGCCGUCAUUUUCGAUGAGUCCGGACAAUGCCUCGACCCAGAUCUCCUCAUCCCACUCGUCCACGGAACUCGCCAAUGCGUUCUCGUCGGUGACCACAAACAAUUGGGUCCUGUCGUUGUUUCAAGGCAAGCUGUCAAGGCCAGAUACGAUAUUCCUCUCAUGCAGCGCCUCAUCCUCAACGGUAUCCACCCAUUGGUCCUUCGUACUCAGUACAGAAUGCAUCCUGGAUUAUCCGCCUUCCCAAGUGAAGCUUUCUACAGCGGAAUGCUUCAGGACGGUGUCACAGCGGAACAUAGAACAUGGCCAAACCAGUUCAUGAAGUGGCCAAAUCCAAAAUUGCCAUUAAUUUUCUGGAACAUCCCUUCGAAGGAGGAAUUCUACGAGUCAGGCCUCUCCUACGUCAACCGCCAUGAGGUUGGCGCCGUCGCUGUCCUUCUUGAAGCAAUGUAUCUCGGUGGUGUCAAAGCAUCUGACAUUGGCGUCAUCACUCCUUACGCAGGACAGCAGAUCUACAUGAUUGAGACAUUACCAGCCCUCUGCGCAAAGAUUACGGACAAAUCUUUCUUUGAUGAAAUCGAAAUUGCUUCUGUCGACGCUUUCCAGGGCAGAGAAAAGAACUUCAUUAUUCUCUCCAACGUUAGAGCGAACGACCAGCACGAUCUCGGCUUCGUCAAGGACUUGCACAGAUUAUGUGUCUCAUUGACAAGAGCAAGAUACGGUUUGAUCGUACUUGGCUGUGCAGAUACAUUCUCAGAAAACAAGGUUUGGUGCAAAUAUAUCAAACAUUGCCAAGAAAACAGAGUUUUCGUCGAUGGAUCUAUCAACGACUUCAAGCCUUCUAACUUCUCACCACUGAUCGACCUCAAUAAGAAUGAGAAUAACUCUGAAUCUUCUGAUGAUGAUGCUGAAGCUGGAACUAUCUACUAA